This is a messenger RNA of Anopheles cruzii, 8544 nucleotides long. RefSeq lists its product as uncharacterized. The annotation marks the transcript as partial. NCBI's taxonomy places the organism in Eukaryota, Metazoa, Arthropoda, Insecta, Diptera, Culicidae. The record is from RefSeq and is a predicted model, not a curated record. The transcript has 4 exons.
UACGGUUACGAUGACCAGGCUAGUACCUUUCUAAUGGGAAAGAUAUUCCCGUCGGAUGUGAAUAUCGGCAUCCUGACCCGUUUGCCUUCGUCGUCCGUGGAAUUUCGGUCUCUCGAUCCAAGUACGCCAAGCAAGUCUCUCCAAGCCUUGCAGAAGCCUCCUGGACUGAGUGCUGAGUGGAGUAAAUCUACUUCACAUAUAUCCCUGAUAAAGAACAUCGACGGCAAGGCGCAACUAUCCAUUGGCUUGCGGACCGAGUCGGAGUUGCAACUGUAUCGUUUCAACGAGAAAUACGAAUUGGUGAAGCUGGCCACUGUGUUGCAGUUUCCACCAAUUGCAAAGGAGUACGAUCGGAUUGUUACGAGGAACAACAAUCUGGUCAGUAAAACGUUUUACGGCGAGUGGAACGACGACCUGCCAUUCGUCUGUGGGGAUCGCAUUCCUAUGAAUCAUCUCACAGGAGUUUUAAGUAGCAAGAGUUUCCCGCAUGAAUACGGCCAUCGAUACGACUAUGACGAUCAUGAUCAGAUGAUGAAAGCCAAGUACUUUCACGGCAAAGACGAAUUGAAGCUGACCCCUCUGACGCACAGAAGCUUUGCACGAGAGAUCCAGUCAAUCGAUGAGCCUAAUUCGAAGAAAAUUUGGGAUGCAUUGACAGCAAGUGAUUUUCUGAGUACAGACUGUACCAAUCCAGGCCUUUGCCAUGGUCGGCAGGGAAGCAAGUCGAUGUUUAAGACGUUCGUUCAACGGCAUCGUUUCAACAAACACCUGGAGACUAUGCUAUCGAAAGCGAUCGUCGAUAGGAAGGCGUUGAGUGAGAAGGAUUUUAUGGAUAAAUGCCAAAGAUGGAUCGAAGGAUCUCACGUGGUGAUCGCCAGAUGUGAAAGUGUGAAAAAGACAUUGAAUCACAACCGUGUGCUAGGAAACAAUCCGCAAGGGCCAUUGUCGACCUUACAAGAAGAAUUCGUGAGUGUCCUGAGGAGCUUCUCACAUCAAAUUCCAGACAUUGUACGUGUGUUGACACACCAUUUCGCUACGGCUCUCGGUCGGUCGGCUGGAGAUGUUCAAUCGUACGAGAUCGAUGCGAACGGAAAUCAUCGAAUGUUUUACACCGGAUCCACACGUUACCGUAUGGAGUACCGUGAAGGCACCAACCAGAUCACCAAAGUGCAUCGCCUGAGUCUCGAUCGUGAUCAGCGUAAAGAACAAUCGUUCGAGAUGGAGCACAACAGCGAUGGAGCGGUAGUGAAGGCGGAACACAAAGGUAUUAAGAAAAUCGAGUACGAUCGUAUUUUGCAUCGUGUUUCGAAGAUCGAGAUGCUUGAUGGGCGCAGACUGGAAUACCAGUACGAUGUCCGGGGAGAACGCACGUUCAAGAAGGUGGUGAGUGCCAAGGGUUCCGUUUUGCAUGAAAAGUACUACAUCAGGAAUGCUGAAGGAAUUGUCCUGGUGGACAUGGAGAUGACUUAUCUGGAGAAUGAUCAACCACCGGAUGUAAGUGUGACAAGUUACAUCUACAAGGAUCAACAGUUGAUCGGGUUCAUGCGUGACGAUCAACUGUACAGUUUGGUAACUGAUCAUGAGGGAUCGGUACGGGUGGUCAUUAAGGACGGUGAGGUUGUAGCCGCUUAUGACUAUCUUCCCUAUGGUCAAAUAUUCCGGCAAUAUGGUUCCGACUUUGAUGGACGUAUAUCGUACCUUUAUACAGGCCACGAAUGGGAGCCAGAAAUUGAACUGUACAACUACCGAGCGCGACUCUACGACCCUGAUAUUGGGAGGUUCUAUCAGAUGGACCCCAAAGAGCAGUACGCCAGUCCCUAUGUGUAUGCCGGGAAUUCUCCUGUUUCGCUCGUGGAUCCGGAUGGUGAAUUCGCCUUCGCAUUGGCUAUAUUCAUCAUGGCUAUAGUUGGAGCAUAUAUCGGAGCGUCUGCCGCCAAUAACUCCUGGAAUCCUUUGAAAUGGGACUGGAAAUCGUCGUCGACUUGGUUAGGAAUGCUUACCGGAGCCAUUACUGGAGCAUCCAUACCGUUCAAUCUGGCUAGCUCCGUGGCAUUCUUUGUCGGGUUGGGAUUGUCGCUGGGUGCGUCGAUUGGGAUCAUGAUCGGAGCGGGAAUCACCUUCGCUUAUUUCACGAUUGCAGCGUCUAGUGGCACAUGGGAUCCUACUCAGUUUGAUUUUACAAGUCCCAGCACCUGGAACGCACUGAUGAACGGUGUGGCAACAUCGUCCUGGAUUCUAAUGAAUCCUUCCUCUUUGAUCACCUCUUUCGCAUCACUAACGACAGUGGUAGCCAAGGCAAUAUUUUUCGUCUCCAAGUUGGUACUGAGCCUUGGCUUUACGUAUCUCUUUGCCGCCAUGAGCCAGGGCGGUGAGUUCGACGUGACCAAAUGGGACUUCUCCGAUCCGCAGUUAUAUAUGAGCAUUGUGGAUGGGUUUACUACAGCUACCGUUGGUGUGCUGUUUGUUCGUAACCUGCCCAAGCAGAUUAGCAAAUGGGGUGGCAAAAUAAAGCGCUCGUUCGACUUAAUUGCUACAAAUGCGGCCGCUUUCCGAACUCAGCUGUUACUCGGACAGGAUUGGGCUUCCAAGAUUGUGGCCACGAAAAAUUUUCUCGCCGUCAACUUCCGCAACACACGAUCACUACAGAAAGGAUUCCUAACUGUGGGUUUCUACGCACUGAUCGUAGGGCUACGAUUUUCUGGAGUUACGACCAGUGUCAUUCCUGCGUACAGUGCAGUAGAAUCGACUAUCAAUUUUUCAAGCAAUUUUAGCCAAAUUCAGNNNUGGACCAGGCGCACCAUCGAGACAAUUUCAACGAUCGACAUCGUUGGCGAUGGGAUGGAUGAGCUGUUCGCCUCGGGACCGAAAGGGCUCUGUUUGUACAUGCCGACCUUCAACAACGAUGGCUUCGAACUGGCCAACGUUUUCGAUCCCACCAUUGCCGAUUUAUCGAUACGCUACGGACUUCCGAAACUCGCUUCAAAAGGAGAAAGAAAAGAUGAACACAACGUGUUGCUGUAUACGGGAGAAAAAUUGAUCAACGUGAAAACCAAAUUAUACCAACCAAAACCGGACAUAGUACCGUACGUUGAGUCAAGCUUAAGCAAGACAGAUCACACUAUUCCGCUGCUCGUUCCGCAACCAAAGUACAUCCUAUGGCUGCACGAUCAUCUCGAUCUAACGACGCUGCUGCAACCUCUGAACCCACAUUCAGGCACCGUCGAUCUGUCAAUACCCUUGAUCGAUAUACAGAACGCAUACGGUGUAAGUGUGCGGAAGAUGGUUCAGUACAAAAACGUCCCCUACGUAGGAUGUCUCGGUCGUGGAUGGUCUCUGCCGCUCGACUACAUUACCGUCGACCGCAAAGAAAGCGGUUUCGUGCAAGAUCAUCAGUAUGCAAUCCUUAAGAACAACAAUCGCAUCUUAUUGAAGGCUCGUCCUACGAGAGAUAAAGGAUACGAACGACACUUCACGGUGGACGGUUAUCCCAACGCCCAGUUCGUAUACUACGAGGACAAACAGAUUUGGGAAGUGAUGAUGGAAGACCACAAGUUUGUGUACGGCUUGUGGAAAAACCUUUCGGCCUACACAACUGAGAAAGGGUGUGGUGCGUGGCCAUUGUGUGGUAAAAAGUCCAAAACGGUACGAAGCCUGCCCUCCAAAUGGUUCUUGGUACACGAGGAAAACGCAGCUGGUAACUACGCCAGUUAUUAUUACGAUGCGCUGAAGGGUGGACUAAGUUAUCGGUUGGCAAGCAUACGCCUGGACAACCAGUGCUACGUGAACUUCAAGUAUGCGAGCGAUAAUAAGCUGACCAGCUUCAAGCUCUCCACGGAGGCCUUCGAGCAGAAUGUGAGUUUUUUGUAUGACGGGAACAAUUUAAAGGAGAUCAAGCAGGAGGAUAAAUCCCUGUUUAAAUUUGAGUACGAAAACAAUCGCCUUUUGAAGAUCUUCUAUCCAAAUGGUAUGGAUGUAAAGCUGGAUUACAGCGUCGUAGUGAUUGAUCGGAAACGCUUGGAGGAAGUGAUUCCUGUGGAAAAAAAUCCGUUGAUCUACUAUGGACCGGACUACAGUGUCAUCCUGACUACCGAUGACGCAGGCGGUACCGAGCACAAGGCGAUCACCAUCCGUACUCUACUUGGAGGUACUGAUAGUACAAAGGUAACGAAGAAGAAUAUACGCCUGGGGAAACCAGGUAUAAAAAAUCAGACCGUUUUCGCAAUAGACGAUCUUCUCGUCGUUGUCCUGAUCUACGAAAAGUAUAAAGAGGUGACGGUGCUGCAGCAUACGAGCGGUGACUGGGUCAUACAAAAGCAAUUCAAUGAGUUCCCGUUGCUCGGUACGAUCGGUGCGGGCAAGCGAUUUGUUGUGAUGUGUGACUUCAAAAUAGUUCAGGCUAUAUCGAUACUCGAGAGCGGAACGCUCGAUAUCGCUACGCUGCAGAAUGUAAACCACGACGACUUUCUGUUGCGUGAGUUCGUGAACGGCUUCGUGACGUAUGAGGAACCUUUGAUGAAAGAUGGUGAGCUAACAAUAUGGGCGAAGACCCAAAAUGAUCGCUGGACAAAAGUCAAAACAGUACCGAAGUUGCGUAUUUUCAUGGAGGUCGAACGGACGACGCGAAUGUUCGAAUAUACAGACGAGCUCCGCUACAUAUUCCGCAAUGGGGUGCUAGCAGAUGCGCUCACAAUAUACCAGAAUGCGGUGGUAAUGCGGGCGGUCACUCUGUUGUGGCAAGUGCUAACUAUAAACCUGCAUAUCGUGAACUUAGAUUUUACGAAAACCUUGCCCGAAGUUAGUGCUACACAGGACGUCGCCAUUACGGUGGCUGAUUUUCGAACGUACGAGUACAACAUGACCACCAAAGACGGUGACUUAUUCAAGUUGCAGUACAAACACAUUGGUAGUGCGAUGAAGAUGAGCGUGAAAAGUUCCUCCGGUCCGCUAAUGAAUAUGCUCGAAGAUCAGCGGAAAAAGGCAUACAAAGAGGUCGACGACAGUGGCGCAAACCGGAAUCAGAAAGAGCAACAUAAAAAGGAAGUAGACAAGAGUUUGGAGGAGGAGUUGCAAAAGAUCUACGGUACAGUCGUAGAGAAGGUCCAGUUCGCAAUGGACUUGUCACAGUUCGGUGUGUUGACGAAUCCAAACGGAAUCGUCACUGGCAACACGCAGCUCACGUUCGAUGGCGAGACCUGGCACCAGAAGCGCAUCGAUGAACGCAGCAUGCGCCUUGAACAGGUCGAUGAAUCACUCGGCGGAGGUUUUAAGCUAGUACGUCAUGGCCAUCGGGAUACGUUCAAGAUCUACGAUACGUCUCGGAACAAGAUGGUGUUCGACACCGAAACUACCAACCCUAAUGAAUUACAGAUCGUGGCACCACGAUAUGUACAGGCACAGAACGGGGCCAGACCAUUACGAGCCUAUUUCUUCAAAACAGGUGAAACUGUUAGCUUCCCGCGUAACGAAAAGAUUUGCCGCGCCAGUAAUAGCGUCGCCCUGGUGAUGGUGCGUUCCUUUGGUCCGUCCGCCAACUACGUCAUAUUUCGUCCGGUCGAUUCAUUCCUGUUGAAGGACACUACCGUUUUCAGCGGUCAAACGGUUCGUCUGGAUGCCAAGGAGACGCGCGUUACAAGCUAUUUGUUCGAUGGAGCUGAUGCGCACCUUUCAAGCGAAGGUGCCAUGUUUUACCGUGUGCGGAUCGCACCAGGAGGAAACACGACGCAGUACGGCUGGCAUGAGCAAAAAACUGACUCCAUAACUGGAAAAACAAUUGAAAAGUCGUUCUCUGGUGACGGGCGUGAAGUGACGGCACGUGAAAAGAAAGACAGAGAUGAGCAGGCUACAAGUGACAACGAAACAGUUAUCUGGGAUCGCAGUCAGCAGUUAAAGAUCGUCGAGCUCGGAUAUUUUUCGGUAGCUGAUCAAACCGUCUCUUACUACGGGUUUGAGGAGUACGAGGUGAACCGCUAUGGUGCCGUAAAAGACAACUUGAGCUGGAAGUUCAACAAGAGGGACAUUUAUUUGGAGGGCGAAAACCACUAUCUAAAACUUCUCCAAGGUCAACCAAUGAAAGGUUCUUUUAGGCCAAAAAACCCAUUGAACGUAUUCAUCGUUUCGUGCUGGGUUCGAGUAGGAGAGGGCCAGUCGGUGCGCGAUACCAUCGAUAUCCUAAAAGUAGACGUGGUCAACGAAGUAACCCGCGAACGCCACAGUUUUGCAGAGGCGAAGGUUCAGAAAGCCAUCCAGAAUUGGUACUACAUCGAGACGAUCAUCGAUACAAUGAAAUACCCACAGCAGUCGAAACUGAUGAUAGACAUAACCUUUGAAGUGACCGCCUUAUAUAAAACGGUAUGCAUCGAUCACGUUCGCUUUUCGCCGUUGGACUUUAAUUUUCGAGCAAGCAUCUACACGCCUGUAAUGGGAGAACUUCGCGCCAUGCACUUCAACAACGGUCUGCUCAAGCAAAGUCUAUACAGCCCUCGUGGCAAGCGGUCAAUACUUUUGUCUGAAGACGGGUACGUAGUGGAUCUUGCACUGCAGUCAAGGGCAGUAUUCUCCGAGGCGAUCGGUGCAAGACAGAGCCUGGUAGAGAUGAAACCGCGAAGAGGUGUGUACGAUCAUUUCGAAGAGUCCGAAUGGAAAACGGCGAAGCCUAAUGAAUGGUUCUUCCGGUACGGUACGCUUAGCCACAAGAGUAUUUCGGGCGAGCAAGGAGAAAUACUGAGAGCGAUCAAAGGACCUUUUAAUUCGGUGGCCAUCCGUUUCAUGUACCAUCUGAAGUCGAUCGAUGGAACGCUAUCGUUCAAAUGGAACACCCACCACUUCGGACUCAUCUGUGCCACUACAACUCACAAUUGUCGUCGUCCGUCAGACAUAGGCGAAGUUGUAAUCUUCAUUACACCGCUACGUGUGUCCGUUUGGGUCGAGGGAAGUAUAAUAAGUGAACGGGUUGUGUCAACCGGACAAGAAGUAGGUGCUAUCGACAAGGGUGAACUACGUCUUCUACCUUCGGGACAUUUUACGUUUAGCGAAUUCUUUACGCUCUACGAUCCUUGGGUAAAAGUGACGUAUCACAACCGGAUGGGUCGCCCGGUGCAGUUGAUUGAGUAUGACAGUCCGCGGACGGUACGCAUUCGUGAGAUUCUGUACGACGCAAUUGAGCGGCCGAGAAUUCAGACAAAGUGGACAAAGUUAAUGUGUGUAAGGGAUACAUUCUUUGGCUUCCACGAGGAGUUUGUCACAGGUAUUGCUAGGACUACUAAACGUAUGACUGGACAGGUUUCGGCAUUCAACCCGUCCUGCAAGGGCUAUCCUUACUCUCAGACCGUCUACGCAAACGAUCCAACCGAAAACAAGGAGCUACAGGGUCUGCCAGGCAUAGACUACACGGUUCAAGGAAAGUACAAAAGACGUUACUCGACUAAACCAGAGAUGGCCCUCUUGAGAAUCCUGUUUCCUGAAGCCGAUGGCUAUCGGCAGAAGAUUGUCGAACGUCCUGGUAGUGCGAUACGCGCCACGGUCGAAGAUCUCCGAGGAAAUAAGGUGGCAAAGUACUGGAAAGUUGGCAAUUACGAAGAUCGAUUGACGACAUAUACCUAUGACUCCAACAAUCAUUUGAUCGAGGAACUGUCUCCGCAAUAUCAUGCGUUGGCGAAAACUAAGUCUAGUGGAAUACCGUUUCAGAAAAAAGUGUAUACAGCCGAGGAGAUGAAACUAAAAAACCUCUGGAAGUUUGCGCAUACUUACGACGGGGAUAAAUUGGUGACCAAACGAACACCAGACGGCGGUAGUUAUGAAUACAUCUAUAACCAGCACGGAAUUCUACGAUUUUCGCUACAUUACGAUAGAACGAACAAACUCGACCGAGUGAUCCACUUCUCAUACGCGGCCAACAAGAAAUUAACGCGCGAGGCGCUUGUAGAUCUGACUCGAGACAAAUGCAUCAAUAUUGUAGACUCCACCACAUUGCCUGAGUCUAACGACCUGAUCGAGUCCACAUACGGCGAAUUUGAUGUCAACCCAAUGGUACGAUAUCGUUCGCAGCAAUCUACUCGACUGAUCGGCGCGAAUCAGAUGGUCGAGAGUUUGAUUUAUGACGAAAACGAGAAAGUGACCAAGAAGAUAUUUGUGGUUCCCACCAUUAACACGACGUAUUCGAUCGAUUACGAGUACGAGAACAAAAUGCUGCAUUCGCUCAGCUACCCAGUUGACUCGGCGUCUGGGCCAUUCAAGAUAAUUUAUAACUACAAUGGGCACGGAGAAGUAGAAACUAUCCGACAGUCGAUUCGGAAGGAUCCUUUGUUCCGAUUCACUCACAACGCAGAUGGAGUGGUGGAGACGAUGACGGUGCAACCAGGGACGGAACACUCCUUCCAGCGGAACUUCACCUAUAAUGAACCAGGUUUUCUGGUGCAAAUUGACGAUAAAUACCUUAGCGAGACGAUCAGCUAUCUUGAAACGGACUCUUACGGCCAAGAUUCGUAUACACCAAUAUACGAGGGUUUGAUCUCGAGGACAUUUUUCACGGCACAUUGGCAACAAUCG